Pecten maximus is the source of this 706-nucleotide messenger RNA. RefSeq lists its product as uncharacterized. The record is from RefSeq and is a predicted model, not a curated record. Bases 211 to 588 code for a protein of 125 amino acids. The transcript is spliced from 3 exons. NCBI's taxonomy places the organism in Eukaryota, Metazoa, Mollusca, Bivalvia, Pectinida, Pectinidae.
AUAACUUGGCGUGCCUCGCCCUUCAGUAAACCGCCGCGAUACGUGGUAUAACAGCCCCCUGAUUGGCUGGAAGGUCAGUCAGCUAUCUGGUAUUCAUUUUCACGAUACCAGGGUUUGUUGACAAACAAAGAACAGAGGGUUGAGCAGCAAGUACGACAAUUAAAUCUGCAAUAAAUAGAAAAGAUAUUUCUGUAGAAAAGAAAUAUCAAAAUGGCGGAGGUGAGAGUCAAAUUCAACGUGGCUAUGGUAAUAGCUUUGGUGAUCGCCGAGAUUUUCAGCGUGAUGUGGUAUACCCAUUACUCGCCCUGGUUCCACCACAUUGGACAUAGAUACCUGAUUCCGGCUCUCCUGUGUGACUGUAUCGUGGUCUACGUCCUCAAAUAUAUAAAAGAGGCCCAUUGGACCUGUCGAGGUUGGGAGGACAUGGCAGUACUGAGUCUAUGGGUGGCUCUGUUCUAUGCAGGAUUACAAGGCCCUCACUAUGUCUACGAUACCUACAGUGCAUCCUAUUUUAUGUACCAUGUCGCUCACAAAUUUGUGUUGUCUUUUAUCAUAUUGUUUGUACUUCAUAGCUUUAAAAAGUACUGAGUAGUCAUCAACUUAGUUUUAAACAAAUACAUAUCAUGUAGAAGUCAAAAUAUGUUCAAAAUUUCGUAUUACGUGUAUGUUUAUAUCAAAUGAUAUUAAUAAAAUGUUAUAAUCCUAA